AUGAUAACAACACAAAAUCCGGAUACAUGUGUCGAACCGUUUAUAGAACCAUCACAAUGGUUUUUCACACUCGUGGAGAUUAUUUUAUCAGUUGGCGGCUUAGUAAUGAACACAGUUAUUACUGUAAUAUGUCAUAAAGCGUCCCCAAUGCCUCAUCCCCAAAGAAGGCUGUUGGCUUCCAUAUCUAUCAACUUUGCCAUCCUAUCCGGAUUUCAACUUGCUCGGAAUUUCUUCCUUUUCCUAGUGAUGCAACAACCAUGUCUUAGCCAAGUGACCACAGUGUCAUGCAAGCUCCAGGAGUUUCCAUUAAUAUUCUGCUACAUUCACUGUGCUGCCACAUAUUUCUUACUUGGCAUUCAAUCCAAUUUUUUGAAGUUAAAACCAGUAGACAAGUCACCGAUGAAAUGGUAUCUGACUUGUUCAGUGUGGCAAACAUUGAUCGCCGCAGCCAGCGUAGCCUUGUCCUUGCUCUUCACCGCUUUUGACCAGGAUCUUGAAAAUGAGCCCAUGAACAAAUGCUCUAUUCUGCUUGCCGUUUCUCAGUCAUUCUUAACUUUCACUCUACUGACCAUCCUCAUUCUUCUCCAUGCUUUUGGCUUAGUGUUCAUCGUCCUUGCAUCGCUGUUGCAGAGAAACAAAAAAAGCUGGAUAGCGUUCACAAUUUUCUCUCUAAAAGAGAUCAUACAGUACGAGACGUUGGUUUGGCAAACUUCAUUGUUCGUGUCGGGAUGUGUUGUUUUGUAUAGACACGUUUUGAGAGAAACUUGUGAUGAGUGCGCUGUGCUCAUUCUGGAACUUGCCUUCGUGAUUUUACCAUUGAUGAUAUCUUUCGCCCAUCCACUAUACCUAGUCUGGUACGUUCUACCCAUGCGGGACGCCGCAACCCGGACCUUUCCCUGUAUGUUAUCAGCGCUCCCUGAAUACUCUUUGGUGCCACCUCAAGUGCCAACAGCGAGCACAUCAGCUACAUUCCCUCUCCAAAGUCCGCGUACCGAACUGACACCAAAUGAUACACUAUCUAGCGAAUUCAAAAAAAAGCUGUCCUCAUUGUCACCAAAGGUAGUGAUAGAGGAGGAAGACGCUGCCGAGUGGUCGAAUGAUCCGUUGUAA
This is a messenger RNA of Caenorhabditis briggsae, 1110 nucleotides long. The record is from RefSeq and is a predicted model, not a curated record. The transcript is spliced from 7 exons. NCBI's taxonomy places the organism in Eukaryota, Metazoa, Nematoda, Chromadorea, Rhabditida, Rhabditidae. Bases 1 to 1110 code for a protein of 369 amino acids.